This is a messenger RNA of Phyllostomus hastatus (greater spear-nosed bat), 2101 nucleotides long. Its product is annotated as arylsulfatase D-like. The transcript has 10 exons. Bases 80 to 1867 code for a protein of 595 amino acids. Gene Ontology annotation, molecular function: arylsulfatase activity. NCBI's taxonomy places the organism in Eukaryota, Metazoa, Chordata, Mammalia, Chiroptera, Phyllostomidae. The record is from RefSeq and is a predicted model, not a curated record.
CCCCCACGCAGCCCCGGGGGCGGGACUAGGGCGCGGAGCGCUCGGGGCAAGGUCCGGGGCGCCUCGCUCGCGCUCCGCCAUGGGACGGAGGGUGCAGAGGGGACGAGCCACAGCCGCCGCCAGGGCCUCCUGGCCGGCUCUGGUCACUGCGUGCCUGCUUCUGAGGACUUGCGAGUUCAAAACCGCCCAUGCCUCGAAACCCAACAUUCUACUGAUCAUGGCGGACGACCUCGGCAUCGGGGACCUCGGUUGCUAUGGGAACCGCACACUGAGGACGCCCCACAUCGACCGGCUGGCGGAGGAAGGCGUGCGCCUCACCCAGCACCUGGCGGCCGCCCCGCUGUGCACCCCGAGCCGGGCCGCGUUCCUGACCGGGAGACACGCUUUCCGAUCAGGCAUGGACGCCAGCGACGGGUACCGGGCCCUCCAGUGGAACGGGGGCUCGGGCGGACUCCCCCAGAACGAAACCACGUUUGCGAGGAUCCUGCAGCGGGCGGGCUACGCCACGGGCCUCAUAGGCAAAUGGCACCAGGGUGUCAACUGUGCCACCCGCGGGGACCACUGCCACCACCCCCUGCGCCACGGCUUCGACUACUUCUACGGCAUGCCCUUCACGCUCGUGAAUGACUGCCAGCCCGGCCGGCCGCCCGAGGUGGACGCGGCCCUGAGGGCGCGACUGGGGCGUCUCACCCAGUGGGCGGCCUGGGGCAUCCUGACGGCGGCGGCGGGCCGGGCCUGCGGGCUGGUGUCCGUGCCCUGGAGAGCCGUCCUGGGGGCCGCCGGCCUCCUCCUCGUCUUCUUCGCCUCCUGGUUCGCCAGCUUCGGCUUCGUGCGGCGGUGGAACUGCAUCCUGAUGAGGAACCACGAGGUCACGGAGCAGCCCAUGGGCCUGGAAAGGGCGACCGGACUCCUGCUGAAGGAGGCCGUGUCCUACAUGGACAGAAACAAGCACCGGCCCUUCCUCCUGUUCGUGUCCCUGCUGCAUGUACACAUCCCCCUGGUGUCCACCGGGUCGUUUGCCGGGAGGAGCCGGCACGGCCCGUACGGCGACAACGUGGAAGAGAUGGACUGGCUCGUGGGCCAACUCCUCCAGGCGCUGGAAGAGCAUGGCUUGAGAAACAAGACGUUCACGUACUUUACCUCGGACCAUGGCGGGCACCUGGAGGCGAGGGACGAGACCCUCGGUCAGCUGGGGGGGUGGAACGGCAUCUACAGAGGCGGCAAAGGCAUGGCGGGCUGGGAAGGCGGGAUCCGGGUGCCCGGCAUUUUCCGCUGGCCCGGGGUGCUGCCCGCCGGCCGGGUGGUCUCCGAGCCCACCAGCCUCAUGGAUGUCUUCCCGACGGUGGUCCGGCUGGGGGGCGGCGAGGUGCCCCGGGACAGGGUGAUCGACGGCCGCAGCCUGCUGGCCUUGCUGCGGGGAGCCGCGGAGCACUCGGCGCACGAGUUCCUCUUCCACUACUGCGGGGAGCAUCUCCACGCGGCGCGCUGGCACGAGAAGGAGCGGGGCCGGCUGUGGAAGGUCCACUACGUGACGCCGCGGUUCCACCCAGAGGGGGCCGGCGCCUGCUACGGCCAGGGCGUGUGCCCCUGCUCCGGCGCCGGCGUGACGCGCCACAGCCCGCCGCUGCUCUUCGACCUGUCCGGCGACCCUGCGGAGGCGCGGCCCCUGGCGCCGGGCUCCGAGCCGCGGUUCCACGAGGUGGUGUCGCGGGUGGGCGAGGCGGUGCGGAGGCACAGGGAGACGCUGAGCCCGGCGCCCCCCCAGUUCUCCCGGACCCACAUUCUCUGGAAGCCGUGGCUGCAGCCCUGCUGCGGGACCUUCCCUUUCUGCUCCUGCAGCCGGGACGGAGACCAGGGGGACACGUGACCUCCCGGGGUCACGGGGCGGGGUGGGGGGAGAGGCUGCCCUCGGGAAUGUGGCCCCCAGCCCGUGCUGGCAGGACGUGGAGAAAGGGGACCCUAGUGCACCGUUGCUGGGAAUGUAGACAGUGCAUGCACCGUGGAAGGCAGAGUCUGGAGUUCGCUCAGAAACCAAAAAGUGGACCUGCCUUUUGACCCAGGAUUCUGGAAAUAAAUCCUCGGACUCCCAACACACCCGUGA